This is a messenger RNA of Chlorella variabilis, 428 nucleotides long. RefSeq lists its product as hypothetical. The annotation marks the transcript as partial. The transcript has 4 exons. The record is from RefSeq and is a predicted model, not a curated record. NCBI's taxonomy places the organism in Eukaryota, Viridiplantae, Chlorophyta, Trebouxiophyceae, Chlorellales, Chlorellaceae.
AUGCCUCGCUCCCCUAGCUGCCCCCGCGCCCUGGUAACCGUCCUAGCCAUUCUUUUGUGGAUAGGCGCAGCCAGCUCGGCGACCCCCUUGGAAGCUGGGCACUACUACCUCCGGCUUAGGGACCGGUGCGCCUCUGACGGCUACAUGACCUGCAUACGCUGCUACAGCCAGGACUGGUCCAACCAGGUGUACGCGGCGCCGGCACGGGACGGCAGGCUGCCGCAGGCGUGGCAGGUGGAGCAUGUGGCGCAAGGCGAUGCCGACGCCUUUGUGCUGCGGCCUCUGGACCCCGAGUGCUGCUCCAACUUCCUGUCGGCGCAGCCUGCCGGCUGCGGGCCCUCGUUCGUGGUGAUAGAGCCCAGCGACCGCUCCAAGCACCCGGCGCAGAUCUACUGGCUGGCAGAGGCAGCCACCGGCGGCGUGCGGGU